AUGGAUUCGAUAGAACCAGAACAAACCCCUUUCGCGGCUGUGAGCGCGCAGACUUCAAAGAUAGGACGUCAAUACCAAGCUUGGUUAGAUAAAUCAACACCAUAUGUUCCUUAUAGAUGGUUGGCUACAUUCGGGCUUCUUAUGAUAUUCUUCAUUCGCAUAUUCGUCGCACAAGGGUGGUAUAUUGUGGCAUACUCUCUUGGAAUCUACCUUCUUAACCUCUUUCUCGCAUUCCUUCAACCUAAGUUCGACCCCUCCAAUGAAGCUAUCGAUAAUGAUAUGGAAGAUGGAGCUGCUGGUGGAUUACCAACUAAACAAGAUGAAGAGUUCCGCCCAUUUAUCAGAAGACUUCCUGAGUUUAAGUUCUGGCAUUCAGCGACAAGAGCAAUCGGAAUUGGUUUCGCUUGUACUUGGUUCGAGAUUUUCGAUGUACCGGUGUUCUGGCCAGUGUUGGUUGUUUAUUGGUUGAUUCUGUUCACAUUGACCAUGCGCAGACAAAUUCAACAUAUGAUUAAAUACCGAUAUGUGCCAUUCUCGUUCGGCAAGACUAAGUAUACCAAGAACAGCUCGUAAACUCAAUUGGUUUCAGGAAGCAACGAAUAAAUGACCUGCUUGGGCGACGACAGAAUUUGAGAAAUGAUAGCAAUGCUAUCUUGUGUACAAACAGCUGUACUUCAUAUGUGUUCAUGAGAGGAUUUGGGGAGCAGGAGGCGAAACCCUUACUGAUUUUAAUCGCAAUUUUCUCUGUUCCAGUAUACUUAGGGGUUUUCUAGGACAUUCAAGGGUCGGUAUAGCUGAAAAGCUAUCGGGAAAUAGAUGAUACGAGCUAGUCGAAGUCAAGAGAAGAGCAGCAUCAUCACAACAUCGCAUCUCUCAAGCUCUUCGAAACAUUAGCAAAGCUUCAAAAAGAUCCUUCUGAAGACCCCAAAUUCCUUUUGGACAUUAUUCCAGAAUUUCAAGGUCGCGCAACCAAAUGAUAUCUAGCAUACUCAACUUGUCUCCUUUGAUAUCUAUUUCUGGGUGUGUGGUUCGUAUAUCGUGAACAUAUCUUUCCAAACACUCUUCGCCUAGACUGCAUCUUUCUAUGUAAAUCCUUUCUCAAAACAUCUUAGCUAGGCUCUAAUGUGCAUGUAUGUGA
Messenger RNA from Botrytis sinoallii, 1138 nucleotides. RefSeq lists its product as uncharacterized. The record is from RefSeq and is a predicted model, not a curated record. The coding region runs from base 1 to 573 and encodes 190 amino acids. Lineage: Eukaryota; Fungi; Ascomycota; Leotiomycetes; Helotiales; Sclerotiniaceae. The transcript has 4 exons. Gene Ontology annotation, cellular component: Golgi membrane. Gene Ontology annotation, biological process: protein retention in ER lumen; retrograde vesicle-mediated transport, Golgi to endoplasmic reticulum.